AGAACACAAUCUUUUUCGUAUCAUGGUUAUCCUACUAAAUGUUUAUUAUUAGUUCCAAUCCUUCUAAGAUAAGAUAGGUAUACGUACCCGCUUUCAUCCAUCCAGUUCGUGUCUAAGUUGAAAUCUUAUACUUAAUUACGUUGACAGGCGGCUCUUAGCAAUUAGCAUAAUAACAUAACACGAUGAAACAACUAAUUUUAAAAUGUGUAUAAUGAUCUUUCAAUCCAUAACUCUUUUCAACCUCAUCUUUUUCAUGCUUACCUUUUGGUAACUUAAGAUUUAAGCUGCUCAAUACGUUUUCUUUUGUGUCUGCAUGAUUAUGAUCAAGUGGUAGGUGAGAUCAGAAUGUCCUACAAUAUACUCUGCUCAAGAUUCGAGCCUCCCAUAAAACAAAGUGUGAUAACCAUUUACUUUUUGGCAUUAGUCAGUGUGAUGACCAAUCUAUUAUAUAGCACUAAGCAUUUUCCAAAAUAAGGCAUAUAAAGAAAUAUUUCUUUUCCUAAGAGUUUAGUUCUAUUUCCAACUUGCUGACUGUCCUAUAUCUUAUUUUCUACGGAUAUAACAUAACCUUUUUUCAAUUGUACACGAAAGUAUUUUGUUUUCAAGAGAGCUCAAGUCAAGUAUUAAUAUCAUUAGCCCUGGAUAUCAUGAGUUUACAAAACCGAAAUCAAAAGAUCUUAUUCUACUAUUCCAGAUUCCUAUUUCCUACACAACUUAUAAUGAUUACUGUUGUAAGUUGAAUAUUACAACAACAAACAAACAAACAAAACAACAGUAACGAUGUUCAUUAAACCAUUAAUUAUUCUUGUCAACGAAGUUGUACGUAAUAAAGUAUAAAAUCUUGAAAAAACGACGGUCCUUUCAAACCAGAUUCCCAUUUUCUCAAGUAUAAAAUGGACUUAUUUUUAUUCCAAUAAUAUAUAAAAUAAAUAAAAGUCGACGGCAGCGACUAAAAAGCUUCAGAAACACACACAAAAGAAGAAAAACUCAACCUUUGAAAAUUUCGAUAAUAAAUUAAUAAAGGAAAAUUCAAAGUCUCAUUAGCGUAUGGUUCACUCCUCUCUUACCAUUCCACUCUUUUCCCCAUAUUUUCAUCACACUUAUUUCCCAUCAAAUACACACACACAUGUUUAUAUAUAGACAUACACUUCCACAUUAUACAUUUCAUUCAUUACUUAGAAAAGCUAGUGAAAUUCAAGAAAACAAAAAGAGAGGAAAACAUUCAUUACCAAAUGGCUCCGUGUCGUACGAUGGUUUUGCUCUGUCUUGUUCUGUUUCUGGCGGCGAGUACUACCUCUACAAGAAUUGGAGUCACCACCAUGGAGAUGAAGAAUAAGAAGAGCUUAGGGUUUAAACACAGCUAUAUUUUUGGUUACUUGCCCAAAGGAGUUUCCAUUCCUCCUUCUGCUCCUUCUAAUAGACAUAACUCUCUUGUUGACUCCCUUCCUCAUUGAUUUCAUUUUGUAUGCUUCUAUGUAUUUUUUGUAUGUUAAUUUUGUAGAUUAGAGACAUACAGGAUUAAACUCUUUGUAUAUACUUUCAUACUAUUGAUUUUUUUUUUUCAGAUGUU
Messenger RNA from Brassica napus (rape), 1570 nucleotides. RefSeq names its product protein IDA-like. The record is from RefSeq and is a predicted model, not a curated record. The coding region runs from base 1233 to 1454 and encodes 73 amino acids. Lineage: Eukaryota; Viridiplantae; Streptophyta; Magnoliopsida; Brassicales; Brassicaceae. The transcript has a single exon.